GAAAACGCCGCGUUGCACCGUGUGCGCGCGUGCGUGCGUGCGAGCGGGCGUGUGUAGGAGUAGUUGAGCAGCUGGUGCCUGGGGAUCACAGGACAGUCGAAGACCGGACUGUAGCUCAGCAAGGGAGCGCAGCGAGGGAGGAAGUGGGGAGGUGGAGAGAGAGAGAGAGAGAGAGAAAAAAAGCGAAAAACUAAAAAAAGGACAGAAAACAUCUGGACCUCAUUUGCAACCGGUGGAGAGAAAUACAAAAAAGACUUCAGUAAAAAGAGCUGUUUUAGCCCUAAACGUUUUUCACUGGUCUCUAUAAACAAAGAAGCUGCAGGGUACUUUUCGCUCUCUUGGAAACCAAGUUUCCCUGGACGUCCAAUGGAAUAUGUUUUAAUAUCCCAUUCCCACCGCGGGACAAUAGGAGCCCGUGGUGUUGUAAGCGGAGCAAAAGGGGAUACGGUCGCUCCGUCGCAGAAUCAGAGUCGCUAACAGGAAAGUAACAGAUGUUUCAAACGUCUUGCGUGUUGUCUCCGAUGACCUUAAUGAUCGGGACCUUCAACCAAUCGCUUAAAAUCGCGAAUCUGGGUCUUGAAGAAGACUGACGUUGCGCGUCUAGCGGGCUGUGGGUCCGGCUGCAUGAGAAACUGUUUGAUGCACACAUAUAGACUGUUGUUGAUUGUAAUGACUUGUUAGCAUUGUUUGAUCGUUGUCGGUGCUGUAAGGAACUCGCAGGCUACACAGUGAACAGGAAAGGCAGAUAUCCUAUUUCGAAAACGCUUCUUGUGAAACAGUCUGACGCUUUACAGACGACUUAUUCUCCCUCGGACGUCGGACAUGGGGUGACCUCAUUUGGACAUCCUGGGCAGCUGUGGCUGGGAGGGGCAAGGUCCUUAAGCUCCGCCCCUUCUGGAGAGAAUGACUGCUUGUCCCGGCGCCGUAGCCUGCCAAGCCGUUGCCAUGAGAAGCAUGUACCACCAGUACUACAACAGGUCCGUCAUCGAGGCCCACUACCUCUUCGCCAAGGAGCUGACCCCGGCUCAGCUGCAGGAGCGCAAUCAAGCGGGGGCGGGGCUUAGCUGGCUGUCCGUCUUCUUCAUCAUUAUCUGCAGCGUCAUCAUCCUGGAGAACCUGCUGGUGCUGCUGGCUGUCUUCCGCAACAAGAAGUUCCACUCUGCCAUGUUCCUCUUCAUCGGGAACCUGGCCUUCUCCGACCUGCUGGCGGGCUCCGCCUACAUCGCCAACAUCUGCCUGUCGGGCCCGCGGACCUUCCAGCUGGUGCCGGUGGAGUGGUUCGUCCGCGAGGGCACGGCCUUCAUCACGCUGGCUGCCUCCGUCUUCAGCCUCCUGGCCAUUGCCAUUGAGCGCUACAUCGCCAUCACCAAGGUGAAGGUGUACGGCUCCAACAAGACGUGCCGCAUGUUCCUGCUGAUCGGGGCCUGCUGGGUGACCUCGGUGCUGAUGGGCGGACUGCCCAUCAUGGGCUGGAACUGCCUCAAUAACCUGCCCAAAUGCUCGGCCGUGCUCCCGCUCUACUCCAAGGACUACAUCCUCUUCGUGGUGACCAUCUUCAGCAUCAUCCUGCUGUCCAUCGUGGUCCUCUACGUGCGCAUAUACCUCAUUGUGCGCUCCAGCCACCAGGAGACCACCAACUCGCCCGCCUACGCCCUGCUCAAGACCGUCACCAUCGUGCUGGGCGUCUUCAUCGCCUGCUGGCUGCCGGCCUUCACCGUGCUCCUGCUGGACACCUCCUGCCGCAUGACCUCCUGCCCCGUGCUGUCCCGCGCCAACGUCUUCUUCGGGCUGGCCACGCUGAACUCGGCGCUGAACCCGCUCAUCUAUACUCUGCGCAGCAGGGACAUGCGACGCGAGUUCCUGCGAGUGCUGUGCUGCUGGGGGGUGCUGCGGGGCGGCCGCCCGGCCGACCGCUGCGCCGUGCCGCUCAAGAGCUCCAGCUCCCAGGAGCACUGCACCGACAAGCACGAGCACCAGGCCACGCCUAUCAUGCAGGAGUGCACCACCUGCGUCUAAC
Molecule: messenger RNA, 2017 nt
Organism: Megalops cyprinoides (Indo-Pacific tarpon)
Lineage: Eukaryota; Metazoa; Chordata; Actinopteri; Elopiformes; Megalopidae
Product: sphingosine 1-phosphate receptor 2-like
Exons: 2
Coding region: 904-2016 (370 amino acids)
Biological process (GO): sphingosine-1-phosphate receptor signaling pathway
Cellular component (GO): membrane
Molecular function (GO): sphingosine-1-phosphate receptor activity
Source: RefSeq, a predicted model, not a curated record